This is a messenger RNA of Bacillus rossius redtenbacheri, 2036 nucleotides long. Its product is annotated as G-protein coupled receptor dmsr-1-like. The coding region runs from base 21 to 1070 and encodes 349 amino acids. Gene Ontology annotation, molecular function: G protein-coupled peptide receptor activity. The record is from RefSeq and is a predicted model, not a curated record. NCBI's taxonomy places the organism in Eukaryota, Metazoa, Arthropoda, Insecta, Phasmatodea, Bacillidae. Gene Ontology annotation, cellular component: plasma membrane. The transcript is spliced from 2 exons. Gene Ontology annotation, biological process: G protein-coupled receptor signaling pathway.
CCCCCGCGCUCCGCCCGGUCAUGAACCACUCCCUCGCCCACUGCGGCGCGCGUCUGCGCCUCUGGAGCGAGGCCUACCACCCCGUGCACCUGUACGCCAGCCUGCUGGUCUGCGUGUUCGGCUCGGUGGCCAACUCGCUCAACAUCGCCGUGCUCACGCGCCGCGAGAUGUCCUCCCCCACCAACGCCAUCCUCACGGGCCUCGCCGUGGCAGACCUGCUCGUCAUGCUGGAGUACAUUCCCUUCACGGCGCAGGCCUUCCUGCCCCAGGAGCAGCGGCUGAGCUACGGCUGGGCGCUGUUCGUGCUGUUCCACUCGCACUUCGCGCAGGUGUGCCACACCGUGGCCAUCUGGCUGACGGUGAUCCUGGCCGUGUGGCGCUACCUGGCCGUGGUGCACCCGCAGCGGAGCCGCGAGUGGUGCGGCGCGCGCACCACGGCCGCCGCCAUCGCCGCCGCCUACCUCGCCAGUCCCUUGCUCUGCGUGCCGCUGUACCUGGCCUUCGACGUCUCGGCCCGCGGGCUCGGCCGCGCCACGCAGUACCGCGUGGGGCUGAGCGCCCUGGCCGAGCGCCGCGUGCUGGGCGAGCUCAGCCUGCGCCAGCUCAACUUCUGGGUGUACAGCGUGGCCAUCAAGAUCAUCCCGUGCGCGGCGCUGACGGUGCUGAGCCUGCGCCUCGUGUGCGCGCUGCUGGAGACCAAGAAGCGGCGGCUGCAGCUGGCGGGCGGCCGGAACAAGCAGCUGGCGGGCAAGGAGCGCCAGACGGACCGCACCACGCGCAUGCUGCUGGCCGUGCUACUGCUCUUCCUCAUCACUGAGUUCCCGCAGGGCAUCCUCGGCCUGCUCAGCGUGUUCCUGGGCGAGGCCUUCUUCAGCAGCUGCUACGUGCCGCUGGGCGAGCUCAUGGACAUACUGGCGCUCGUCAACUCGGCCGUCAACUUCAUCCUGUACUGCUCCAUGAGCCGGCAGUUCCGCGCCACCUUCUCGCAGGUGUUCCGGCCGCGGCUGCUGCGCCGGCCCGCUGUUCCUCCGCCGAGCGGCGCCACCAACACCCAGGUGACGCAGGUGUAGCCUGCCCGUCCUUGUUGCAAGCACUCGAACUACACUGCGGCCCUUUUGGAACACCCUUCAAGCAGUGUACGUAAGCACAGGACGAUCCAGUUAGACCGGACUUAUAAACUUCUACAGCACUGGAGCACUACAACGUAUUUUCGUUUUGAGAACAACCGAAUCAACGAAGACGGUGAGGUAAUUAUUCUAAAAUGGAACACUGGUAAAGUCUACUAACUAAACAUCGGCUAGUAUACAAACAAUUAAAAAAAAAUCUCUAGUCAAUUUGGGCAGUAAAAAGGGUGUAGGAGCGAAAAUUGCAUUCACAUACACACAUAAUUUCGUAGGCGAAUUUUAUUUGUCUAAAUAACAGUUGAAGAAAAAAAUAUUUAUUAUGUCUUGCGCUGGUGUAUCGGGCUGUGGUGCUCGAACGAUUCUGAAGAUGGCCGCGGUGAAGUCAGAAGGCCAGAUAGUUCAUCGUUGUGAUCACAAAUGUGCAUUCGUAAAUCUAACGACGGCGUGGUUCUUCCUGUGCCGUUGUGCGACGUCUUCGCGACAAGCGAUGCACACGCGCCAUUCACCAGGACUACGUACGACGCGACGGCGGCAAUUUUCACCCUAACCAUGGCAGUGCGAUGUGAUAAAUCAAAUCUCAGGAGGAAAUGGUCAAAGUAAUCUAAAUCUGUUUAUUCCGGAAACACAACCACGUGGAAUACUGUCGGUGAUUUCACUUCUCGUCACUAUAACACUGCAUGUGUACUGCGUGCUCAGGGUGCGGGCAGUGAGUUCCGUCGCUGGUUAGUGAUUGUCAUAGUUUGGUGAUGCGUCACUUCAGACCUCCUCUGGUGCAGCGUUGCCAACAAUUAAUAAUGUUUACUACAAGAAACUUGAUCGUAAACAACUCAAGAAAGAAACAAACAACAUGACGUGUUUGCCGAGCGGCCAGUACACAGCUUGCCAGGACGUGCAAGCUGCGCUGAGAGUGGG